AAUCAAAAAACAGCAUUCAGUGGAAGUAAGUUAUAGGAGUAGGUGCUGGCUGCAAUACAAAAGAAGUCAUAGACAGGCUGAGGUAUCUGGAAGCUGAAAUUGAAGAUUUAGAGCUAAAAGAAAAAGAAUUGGAUCAGCAGAAACUGUGGCUUCAGCAAAGUAUCAAGAAUGUCAUGGAUGACUCUACAAACCACCAAUUUUCAUAUGUCACCCAUGAAGAUAUCUGCAACUGUUUCAAUGGAGAUACACUUCUAGCAAUUCAAGCACCUUGUGGUACGCAGUUAGAAGUACCUAGACCUGAAAUGGGACAGAAUGGACAGAAGAAAUACCAGAUCAAUCUUAAGAGUAAUUCAGGACCUAUCCAUGUGCUGCUUAUAAAUAAAGAAUCAAGCUCCUCCAAGCCCAUGGUGUUUCCAGUUCCUCCACCUGAUGACCUUGCACAGCCCCCAUCUCAGCCUGCAGCUCCAGUGACUCCACUUAAACCAGCUGCAGCUCCUCCAAAUCCCCCAGAACAUGACCCGAACCAAGGACAGCAGUUACCACAAACAGAAGUUGCAGACACACCAUCAGAUGGCAGUGCCUAUCAGGACAAUGCAGCCCCUGCAGCUCCCUACUCCAGCCUUCCGGAGCCAGAGCUCUACCCCAGCCUGUCUGGAGACAGUGCCCAAGCCUCAGCCAGCUCCAGUGACUAUCAGAGCUUGCUGCCUCUGGAUGUCAGCUGUAUUCUGAAGCCAAACUCAUUUGACAUUGCAAAGAUGGAGGAGCCUGCAGGAAAUAUCAGUGGAGAUAUUAUUGAUGAACUCAUGUCUUCUGAUGCCAUGAGUGCAGCACUGAACCACAGCUGCUACAGAAUUCAUGUGCUCCCAGCCUCUGCCACUCUCACUGAGAUGCCAGGCAAGGAGGUGAACUCGACUCAUUUUGUUCCUGUGUGUUCUGUAAGACCUGGAAUAAUAUCUGCCCCUCAAGUAGACGACCUCGGGGCUCAUCCAGAAAGAGACAAGUGGUUAUAAGAUCCAAGGGGCAAGAUGGGAUUCUGUGAACAUGCCAGUGUAUGGUUAACAUGGAAACAGCCUCCACUUCUAAAACAGGGAUGGCAUGCCCAGCUCAUGUAUACUGUUAGUUCCUACAGUGCAGACUGAGAGCUGAGGCUUCUCUUCUUGCAUUCCCCCCCCCAAAGACAGCUUCAAGUCCAUGCUUGAAAUGCAGUGUACAAAGUGCUAGCCUCCAUUUCCCUUUCGUAAAAAUAGAGAUAAUAUUAAGUUCCUUACUUAUUUGAAGGCUGAUACAUGCAAUAUUGUAACAAGACAAUGGAAUACAAAUAUAGAAUAUGGCUUUCUGGUUGAAGUUUUCAAAAGCUGCUCAGGAACUCCUUUGCUGUAGAAGAAAUUAAAUCCAUGUUCCUCAGCUAUCGCUCCACUUCAGGAAACUGACUUAAAAUACCAAGUAAAAAAAUGGUAGAUACAUCACUUACUGCCUUAGUUUGAACGCAGUACAGAUUUUCACAGUAUGUAUCCUAGUGAGCUUGUCAGAUUAUCAAGACUGUUUUAAUUAUUAAGACUAACCCUGAUGACAAACAUACUGAAUUAUGAUAGGCUGAUUUUCCAAAAGUGUUUUAAUUUAAACUAAACUAUUCCUGCUUUACAGUUUUUCCUCUCUUACGACUCUCUCCUACUCCCGGAGAUGACUACAACUUUAACCUGGAUGAUAAUGAAGGAGUCUGUGAUCUCUUUGAUGUGCAGAUACUAAAUUAUUAGAUAUUGUGUCAACCAGACUACUUAUCUACCUCUAACUGUAACAUUCUAGACUUCUUCAUAACCUAAGUAUUUGAAUAAUGAAUGUAUAAUGUCUUAGUUCACUGACUCUGGGAGUAUGUUUCCUUUUACUUCCUUUAACUACUUCACAAAACAAUUCAAGAACAAGAAAAAAAGGGCUCAUCAAAAAUUCUGGCACUUUUUCACCUGAGUGUUUUUCUGUCUAAACCAAUUGUCUGGAGCUUUCUUUAGUAAGAAAAGUAAAAAUACUUCAUAGCCUUUUGAUCAUUAAAAAAAAAUUAUUAGGCUUCUUGCUCACAGUUAACAGCAUUUUCUUUGAAGCUUUACUGCCAAGAAGCUUUUGUAUAUUCUUUCUUAAUUUUUCAAACAACUUUGAAGCAUUCACUGCCAAGUUGAAAAGUGAAGGAUAUCAACUUGAGUUAUGCUAAAUUGUUUCAGUGAACCAAUUUUGUGAAGUGCCUUCUGUUUUAGCACUUUAAGUUUCUCACACUGACUUCUGACA
Molecule: messenger RNA, 2274 nt
Organism: Cinclus cinclus
Lineage: Eukaryota; Metazoa; Chordata; Aves; Passeriformes; Cinclidae
Gene: E2F5
Product: E2F transcription factor 5
Exons: 8
Coding region: 174-1010 (278 amino acids)
Biological process (GO): regulation of transcription by RNA polymerase II
Cellular component (GO): RNA polymerase II transcription regulator complex
Molecular function (GO): DNA-binding transcription factor activity, RNA polymerase II-specific; protein dimerization activity; RNA polymerase II cis-regulatory region sequence-specific DNA binding
Source: RefSeq, a predicted model, not a curated record